CGCUCCCCGGCCUCCGCAAUACUCGAAUCGACGCAGCGAUAUGGAAACCCAGUCCUACCUCAGUGAAAACCGUGGCGAAUUUCCUACGGACUACCGAUUCGACCCGCAAGCAGCCAGGGCCUGGAUGGAGGCGAACUGGCAGAGCUAUUGUGCAGUGUGGCUGUCGCUGUAUAUCGCAGCCAUCGCGUGGUUGAAACGCGACAGGGAAAAGAAGGAGAAGCUGACGUGCAAAGGGCCUCUCCUCGUCUGGAACAUCAGCCUGGCCGUGUUCAGCCUCAUCGCCGCCACCAAAAUUCUCCCCUGGUUCCUCUAUGCUUUGUCGGGGAAAGGAUACUACUACAGCAUCUGCUCUGCCUCGUAUUUAAUAGAAAAUCGAGAAACGAGCUACUGGAAUCUUCUAUUUGCCCUCUCCAAAGCGCCAGAAUUGGGCGACACGCUUUUCCUUCUUCUCAAGAAACAACCAUUGAGGUUCCUGCAUUGGUAUCACCACGUCACAGUCCUCCUCUACUGCUGGCACGCUCACAGCGAGUAUGCGUCGACGGGACUUUGGUUCACUGCCAUGAAUCUGGUGGUGCAUUCCAUCAUGUACUCGUACUUCGCGGCGAGGACCUUCGGCGUGAACGUGAGGAGAGAGAUCGCGAUGCUCAUCACUACCUUGCAGAUCCUCCAGAUGAUAAUGGGCUUCAUCGUCAGCCUCUCGGCCGGAUAUUUCAAAUUCUACGGCCACCCGUGUCAGGUCACGCCCCACAACGCCAUCAUAUCGAUUCUCAUGUACCUCUCCUAUUUGGCUCUAUUCGUGGCCUUCUUUCGAGACUCCUACGUGAGGAAGCCCAGGGUCCACUCCAAGAAGGAUUCGUGAUUUUAGAGAGAAAACUUUCAUCGUGGUUAUCAUAGCGUGUAGGGUCGAUGGGAGUACUUUUCUACUAAUUAGCAUGAACAUUCGUGCUUGCUCAAGGUUCCAGUCUUUCAUUUCCUGUUAAUGCCUUCUACAGUAUUGCCACAGUAGCAAGAUAGCUCUUAUUUUUGCAGAAAGAAGAAGCAAUAUAUCGUCACCUCAGUUCAAUAAGGUUCUAUGACAUUUUCAUGAAAAAUGAGAUUCAGGAGAUGUAUAGAUUUUGAGUGAAUUCCCUCAAGAAAGGCUAGCAUUAACGAUUCUUCAAAGUACUCUCUGCCCGGGUCUCAAACAUUCAGCUCAACAAGGUUCUAUCUUCAGUUCCUGGCCAAUAGGUAAGGACAAAACUCUGAAGACUUUUGAUUGGUUUAUUAUCCAGGGUAGGUGGUCCCCUAAUUGCCAUCAGCCAAUCAGAUAUCUUGCUACAGCUAGCACCAUCCGAUGAGAUUUUGCCCAACAACACUCAUGUACAAGCACAGGUAGAGGCUGCAUUUCAAGUGUGCGUUUCAAUUGAAGGGCGAAAGGUAAAGUGGCU
Molecule: messenger RNA, 1427 nt
Organism: Darwinula stevensoni
Lineage: Eukaryota; Metazoa; Arthropoda; Ostracoda; Podocopida; Darwinulidae
Source: the annotation of a GenBank genome assembly